CAAACAUGCUUCAUAUUACGUUAACGUUGUACUAACAAUGCCGGUUCCGGCUGCUCCACGCUUCCCCCAAACACCAAUGGAAUCUGGUUACUCGCAAAUAUAUAUAAUACCUUUCGACUGAUGUACUGUACGCAUAACUAGUGCUAAGCCGGAGAAACACAGCGGUGCUGAUUAAGUUUUGUCUGCUGUUUUCCAAACUUAGGAUGGAAGGUAGCGUCGUCGUUUGUGUCUUAUUCGUAUCUCUAAUCGUGGCAACCGGCGAACAAUUGGAAGAAACCGAUAACAACAACAAAGAAGAGUUCUGUAGCAAGGAAGCAUGCGGAACAAUAAAGGUGACCAUGGGCCAAAAUAAUGAUAUAGUCUUCAGUGACGCCACGUGGUCUGUCCACGUUACCACAGCGCGAGUGCUCGAAGACGAGGAAGUAUCGGACUGCUCAGGCGCGGAAGGAUUAGGUGAGCUUCGGCUGUGUCGUGACUGGCAACGCUACGGUAGGGUAGAGGUUUGGGAGGUAGCGGAGUCAGUGAGGCUACAAUGUCACCAGGUCAAAUGGAUGCCUGUCAGUCGGGAUUUCUUCCCAACUGACUGUAUCGAUAUGGAACAUGCACACUGGUACGGAGGGGCGGAGUUACAUAAUCCAAGAUGGCCAAUCAAUGACAUCGAGAUACCAAUGCAGCCAUUUGUAUCCGAGGAUCUGUAUAUACGCCAUAAGUCAUUCGGAAACGUAUUAGAACCUUUAUGGGUCAGUUCCAAAGGACUUGGCAUAAUGGUAAGCGAUUCCUCACCGCUUCACGUAAGCCUUAAUGAAGAUCAAUCCGGCAAAAUAUGCCUCAAAGGCAACGCUUCUCAAGAUUUUCCGGCGUCUGGGAAUCAUCUCGAGUACUCGAUUUGUAAAGGCAAAAAUAUCUUGGACAUUAUCCAGUCAAUGUCAAAGAUAGCAUUUGACCGCCCAUUGGGUAUACCUGAUUUCAGGAUGGUAAGGGAACCAAUAUGGUCAACAUGGGCGCGGUACAAAACACUUAUAAAUCAAUCCAAAGUGCUAGAUUACGCUCGGGAGAUAAAAGAAUUUGGAUUCAAGAAUAGCCAGUUAGAAAUUGAUGACAUGUACACAAUAUCGUACGGAGACUUCGACUUCGAUCCCGAAAAGUUCCCAGAUCCAAGUGGAAUGAUCCAGACUCUUAAAGAGAUGGGGUACCGUGUUACAACUUGGAUACAUCCGUUCGCGAACCUGGACUCCGAAGCGUUCCUGGAAGGCGUCGAAAACGGGUACUGGUUGAUGGAUACAAGUGGACAAGUUCCUGCUUUGAUCAAGUGGUGGCAAGGAGUGGGUGCGAUUCUCGACACGACAAACCCCGAAGCGGCCGAUUGGUUCAUCAAGAGGCUUAAAACCAUGCAACAAGAAUAUGGUGUCGAUUCUUUUAAGUUUGAUGCCGGUGAAAUGACCUAUCUUCCAUCAUCCUACAGAACACACAGAACACUGAAAAAUCCGGGAUACUUCACCAAAUCAUUCGUUGAUAUUGUCAGCCAGUUCGGUGACAUGACAGAAGUUCGUUGUGGUUUUAAAAGUCAGAAUCAUCAAAUUUUCGUCAGAAUGGCUGAUAAAGACUCCAGAUGGGGAUAUGACAAUGGCCUUAAAGCUCUCAUUCCGACAACCUUAACAUUAGGUAUCCUUGGUUACCCUUACAUACUCCCUGACAUGAUCGGGGGCAAUGGCUACGGGGAGGUUAUGGUGGUUGAUGCGGUACUUCCGGAACGUGAGUUGUACAUCCGGUGGCUCCAGCUCACGGCGUACCUACCAGCGAUGCAGUUCUCGUUUGUUCCUUGGGACUACGACGACGAAGUGGUAGAGGUAGCAUUACACUUUGUGAAGAUUCACGAGGAAGUAGUCACACCGAUCUUACUACAAGCUGCAGAGAUCUCCCAAGUGUCAGGUGCUCCCCUUAUUCGGCCUUUAUGGUGGAUCGCCCCUGAGGACCAGAUCGCCCUCACCAUCGACUCUGAGUUCCUUGUAGGUGACACACUCCUCGUGGCCCCCAUCUUAGAGAACGGUCAGAGACAAAGAGAUGUUUACCUCCCUGAAGGAAUGUGGAUUGAUAAUCUUACAGGCAAAAUCGUCAAAGGUGGACAAUGGCUAACUGGAUACAAGAUCGAUUUAAAGGAAAUCGCUACUUUCUCAAGAACGGAUGCUAAUUUUCAUACCACUGUUAAUUUAUAGUAAAACAAUUAAAUAUUAACAAGUCAGCAAAAUCUUUAAUCGAACUUAAUACGUAUAAACGAGAAUAAAUGAUUAACAAAGGAAUUACACAAAGGUUCUUGGAAAAUAAGACCAAGUGUUCCGGAAGGGUUAGCGUCUCCUGCUUGGUCGAUGAUGCCAGUCAUUGUGAACCGCGGUCAAUCCAUGACAAUUGUCAUGUUCUCAAAUGAGAACCAGGAUCUGACUUGGAAACCACAAGGCAUACAUACGGACUAGUAUCGAACACAUCACCUUCAUGCCUUACAGGGAAUAGCAUAUUUCCCAAUAAGAUCUUAAUGGCGACCAUAAAACUCUUCGGUGUGUUAACAAUAUAGAUUGCAGAAACAAGGACAUACAACCUAGAAAGUGAAAAUUCACACCAGGGCAAUCGGAAGGCAAUACACGGCUGUCGUGACCUCGAAUUCUAAUUAACCGGAUACUUCUUAAAUUGUCGCUGUAUUUAUAUUUUCGUUAAAUUUUUGACCAUGUUGACACAUCUGUUGCUUCUUGUUUUAUCUGCUUGAGCCAAUGGCGUCCAAUCCUUUAAGCUAUUAGUCUAUACCAAUAUACAGUGUUGUCUUAUUGGCACGUAAGUAGAUGUAAUAUCAACAGUUAAAUAAUUCAUAACACAUCCAUUGAUAAGAGAAACAAUUCUCCAGACCUACAUUCCAAAUCAGAGAAUGAUCCAUCUUCUUCCGCUGAAGAAAUAGCAAUAACAAAAAUCCUAAUCCAAAAUGCUCUUCUUCCCUUUCUCGACCAGUCGUAAAAUGACCAUUGUACAACUAGGAGCUGAGGGAAACUUUACCUAAGAAACGUGUUAAGGA
Molecule: messenger RNA, 3055 nt
Organism: Ylistrum balloti
Lineage: Eukaryota; Metazoa; Mollusca; Bivalvia; Pectinida; Pectinidae
Product: myogenesis-regulating glycosidase-like
Exons: 3
Coding region: 204-2213 (669 amino acids)
Biological process (GO): carbohydrate metabolic process
Molecular function (GO): hydrolase activity, hydrolyzing O-glycosyl compounds
Source: RefSeq, a predicted model, not a curated record